GGAGAUAUUGUUGUGCUGAGGAGGUUGGCGGCGCGGAGGGACAAUUACCGGAAUGGGGAGGUAUGCGGCCGGUGGGUGAUUAUUCGUUGGAGCAGCUUCGAGAAGGGAUUCUUCUGGGACAUGUGAAGAAGAGCAAUGCUUCCCAGUUGGAUAGAUCUACCAUUAGCUGCUGGAUGAUUUCUGCAUGCAGCACACAGUGAGAGAAAUACAAGAAAUUUAAACUAACUUUAUUUUGCCAUGCCAUUACCUUUUGGGAUAAAAUUGAAAAGGACACGCAGAUAUACUGUCUCCAGUAAGAGCUGUUUGGUUGUACGAAUCCAAUUGCUGGAUAAUGGAUUUCUGGAAUUCACACUUUCUGUUGAAAGCACUGGCCAAGAAUGUUUGGAAGCUGUUGCACAAAGAUUAGAGCUGAGAGAGGUCACUUACUUCAGUCUGUGGUUCUAUAAUAAGCAGAACCAAUCUCGAUGGUUGGAUCUGGAAAAGCCCAUGAAAAAGCAGCUAGAUAAAUAUGCCAUUGAACCUACAGUUUAUUUUGGUGUGGUAUUCUAUGUACCAAGUAUUUCACAACUUCAGCAGGAGAUUACAAGAUUCCAGUAUUAUCUACAACUGAGGAAAGAUAUUUUGGAAGGUCGCAUACCUUGCUCACUAGACCAAGGAAUUCAGCUUGCUGGUUUAGCUGCACAGGCUGAUUUUGGAGACUAUGAUCAGUAUGAAUCCCAAGACUUCCUCUACAAGUGUGAUCUUUUUCCAGUUAAUUGGAUUCAAGAUGAAAGGAUGCUUCAAGAAGCAACACAGAAAGUUGCUUCAUUAUAUCGGAAAUUCAGGGGCUUUACUCCAUCUGAGGCAGAGUUAUUGUUUCUUCAGGAGGUGGUGAAAAUGGAAGGUUAUGGUCAUGAAAACUAUGCAGCCAAGGAUAGCCAAGGAAAUGAUCUCCUUUUAGGUGCAUGUUUGGAAGGCAUCUUUGUGAAGCACAAAAACAGCAGACCUCCCUCUGUCUUCAAAUGGAAUGACAUAUCUAACUUGUCUCACAACAAAUCCUUCUUUGCAUUAGAGCUGGCAAACAAAGAGGAGACCAUUCAGUUCCAGACUGAAGAUAUGGAAACAUCCAAAUAUGUAUGGCGAAUGUGUGUUGCACGCCGCAAGUUUUAUAGUCUGAAUAAAAACUGUAACUUACAAGCUCAGACCGCUUCAGUAAGCCCAGUCCGAAGGAGCAUGUUGUCAAGAAUAUCAUUGCCAAAACCACCUCAGUACAUGAUGCCGUUACCCCAGUUACAUUACACUGGACACUACAUAGAGCCCUAUAAAUCUUCUCAAGACAAUAUUUACAUGAACAAUCAAAAUAGCUUCUAUCAAUCGCAAACCAGUUUGGAUAGAGCUCCAUAUGAAUACAAUGGUCGAAUCCGAAAUGGCAGUAUCUAUAGUGCACAUAGCACCAGCUCUUUAAAUAACCCACAGCACUUUAUGCAAGCAUCUCCGAUGUCUUCAAAUCCUAGCAUGACUGGAAGUGAUGUAAUAAGAGGAGAUUACAUCCCAACCAAUAGACACAGUGCAAUUAUUCCACCGUCCUAUAGGCCAACUCCAGAUUACGAGACUGUUAUGAGGCAGCUAAAUCGUGGAAUGAUUCAAAAUGAAAGGCAAAGCCAUUCUAUGAGAAAUCUUAAUAUAGGUAAUUCUUAUGCCUACAGUAGACCAGAUCCACUUGUUUAUAGCCAACCAGAAAUCAGAGAACAUUCUCAGUUCAAUUCACAAAAUAUGUAUCAGUACCCUUUUCAUUUGAACUAUAGUUUCCAUAGUCAAUCUCCAUAUAUAAAUUCAACUGAUCGACGUCCUGUUGUUGGGGCUGUUAGUGUGCCAGAAUUGACUAAUGUUCAAUUACAUGCUCAGGAUUACAAUGCUGCAAACAUGCUGAAAACCCAAGUAUACAGGCCUCCUCCACCCUAUCCUUAUCCAAGACCUGCAAAUAGUACACCUGACCUUUCCCGACAUGUGUAUGUUAGCAGCAGCAAUCCAGAUCUGAUUACAAGGCGUGUGCAUCACUCCGUACAGACUUUCCAGGAGGAUAGUUUGCCUGUUGCGCAUUCACUACAGGAAGUUAGUGAGCCCCUAACUUCUGCCAGACUACAUACAAAUAUUCAUAAACGUAACAGCAUUGAGAUUGCUGGACUUGUGCACAAUUUUGAGAGUUGGAAAAUAAAAGAAAGGACAGUGUCCACACCAGGCACCGAAACAAACUCGGAAAAAGUAACUCCUGCAAAUUCACAACCAAAUGUUUCUUUUGAGCAAACAAAACCCAGAGAGACUGAAGUUCACAAAGACAAAAGUUACCAGCACGGGCGAUCUUUCUCGGAUGCAACUAUGCUGAUUCACAGCAGUGAAGAUGAUGAGGAAUAUGAUGCAAGGUGCAUUGACCAGACAUCUCAGAUGCUACACCUUGAUUCCACAUCUCCAAUGUCAGCCAAGUUAAAUCAAUUGAUUAAUGAACCACUGCCAGACUCUCUGUAUAGUUCUGCACCUGCUCUCGGGAGACAGCAGAACUCAGAAAAGAGAGCACAAGAAAGGGAGGUAACAGAAGCAAUGCAGUUUCUUCCAUUUGUGUCUGAGUCUGACCUCAAUACAGUUGGAAAAAUCCAGAUGAGAAGGCAGGCUUCCAAGAAGAGACCAAUGUCUGAAGUGCUUUCUAGUAGAUUAUAUGCAAUGGAAGCUCUCCCACCACUUGGGGAUAUAAGAAAAGGAACUCGUGUAUCAGAUAUUAGGAAAAUUGGACCACUGAGAAUGGCAGAAUUAAAUGGAUUGACACCAUUUCAAAAGCCUUUACCUGAUGUUAUUAAAGAUGAGCCAAUCAAGACAUCAUAUGAUGAAAGAUGCAAAAUCUUGGAGCAGCGUCUAGAACAGAAAAUGGUGUUUACAGAAUAUGAAAGAGUUCCAAAGAAAAACCCAACAGCAGAAUGUACCAUAGCAUUGCUACCUGAAAACGCUGAAAGAAAUCGAUUCGCUGAUGUUAUUCCCUAUGAUGAUAAUAGGGUGGAAUUAGUGCCUACAAAAGAGAACAAUACUGGUUACAUAAAUGCAUCACAUAUAAAGAUAAUAGUGGAAGGCAGGGAAUGGAAUUACAUUGCCACACAAGGACCACUCCAGACCACUUGUCUUGAUUUUUGGCAAAUGGUGUGGGAGCAAGGUGUUGCUAUCAUUGCCAUGGUUACAAUAGAAGAGGAAGGAGGGAGAGAGAAGAGUUUUCGGUAUUGGCCUCGAUUAGGUUCCAGGAAUAACUCUGUCACCUAUGGAAGAUUCAAAAUUACUACACGAUUUCGAACAGACUCGGGUUGUUAUGCAACUACAGGGUUGAAAAUCAAACAUCUAUUGAAUGGGCAAGAGAGAACAGUGUGGCACUUGCAGUAUACAGACUGGCCAGAAAAUGGCUGUCCAGAUGAUAUCAAAGGAUUCCGAUCAUAUUUGGAUGAAAUUGAGUCAGUGCGUCGUCAUACCAAUAGUACAGCAGACAGUAAACAUCCAGAUAUGCCUUUGCUUAUACACUGUAGUGCCGGUGUAGGAAGGACUGGUGUUGUGAUUUUAUCGGAAAUUAUGAUUGGCUGUCUGGAGCACAAUGCGACUCUGGACAUUACAACCAUGCUGAAUCUGCUCAGACAGCAACGAAUGUUAAUGGUGCAAACGAUUACACAAUAUAUCUUUGUCUACAAAGUGCUCAUUCACUUUCUGAGAAGUUCUAGGCUGAUUUAACCUUGCAUUCAUUAUGCUAUGACUUUUCAACCAAACAGCUGAUUGCAAAAUUGUUUUAAAUGAAAGAAACGUUUUUCUAAUGCCUUGAGUGGAGGAGGAGAAAGAAUCAUUUUGCAUAAAAACAUGCGAAGCACACGAGAAGCACCAAAUUAAGGACGAAGUUAAAUGUUACCCUGUAUUCUGUUACCCCUGAUAUUUUUAACAGUUUUAAAACUGGUCUUGCGCUUCACAUGGCAGGACAUUUUAUGAAGAAAAUAGUUCAUUUGACUAAUACAAAGUAAGUGAAACCUAUCUUAGUGCAGUUUUUUCAUUUAAAUUCGGGUGCAAAUUAAAGUUAAGUAAAUUUUAACCAUUUCCUCCAUCUGAACAUUAUUGAAAACACGAAUAUCUUGGGAUAAACAUUAUGAAACUCUAUUUGGUGCAUGAUCGGUUUUAAGCUAUAGUGGAAGUAUUUUACCUUGAAGAGGAAUGUGAUGAUGGCUGCUAUAUUUCAAUAGCAGGAGAAAAUGAAAAUAUGCAAGCCGAACGAAUGAAUGUGAGAUUGAACUGGUGCAAAUGAAAGUUUUGUUAAAAUUAAUAUUUAUAGAUCAGAAAUUUGUGUGUAAAUAGGUGAAAAAUCCUUUUUUUAGGCUUAUGAUGUACCAUGGUUUACAGAAGUAAUGAAAGUACAUGUAAUGAUAUGAAAUAAACUAAUCCUGUUUAUUUUUCAAUAGACAUGUUCAGUUAGGCAUGACUGUCAAUUUUUGUAAAAAAAAAAUGGUGUGUAUAGUUUAAUUAAACUCAAUUUUAAUUAUUGAAACUUAAAAGUUAUGUGAUUACUAAAAACAAUGUAAGCUUAUUUAGUUGAAUUAUCUACUUUAAUUGUUAGACCUGUUCUUAUAUUUGAAUUGCUUUUAGCUUAGGUUUAAAUUUGAGUAUUUUAGCACUGAUAACUAUUUGAUGUAAUUGAGUGAGUCUGCACACAACUGGUUUUUGUGUGACCUUCACUCUAAAAUACUUUAAUGUAAUAUAAUUUUGCAGUAAAACACUUCAACCAUAAUCUAUGAAUUGGAAAACUGCUGCUAAGUGACUUGAGUUUACAAAGUGUAAAAGAGAGGGAUUUCAGCUCAGUGUCCGUAAUGUUUCUUCUAGCGGUUACCUGGAAGCAUUUUUAUUAAUCUUCCCAACUCUCUUUAUUGAUUUCCAUUUGAGUCAGUAAUUAUGAGAAAAUUAGUUAUGAUGAAUGGUUGUUUGUUUCCUUUACAGGGUAGCAUAUUCAGCCACGCAAGUAUGAAGGACAAUCUGUAAAACGUUUUUGUGUAUAUAUAAAUUAUGUAGAUCACAUCAUAUUCUUAAAUGAAAUGUACAGGGCUUUACUUCGUGAAGAUUAUCUGAGUGUGUGGUUUUGUACAUUAAAGUCAAUAUACUGUAUUCUUUCUUGGUGUUCUCUUUACAUCAGAUGGAAUAUGACUUGUACAUUGUGUUUACAAAUGUUGCUUUAAAAUGUUUUAUAACUUUGAAUUCUGUCACUUUGAGUAAUACUCAAAGUUUUGACAUUGUAGAGUAUACUGUUGGAACCCACCCAUCUGUUACAUGUGUGAAAGGCAUCUCUGCAGAGAUGGUGAAAUAUUUUUGCUUUCUGAAAAAUAAGUAAACUGUUUUGUAACUGCUGAUUCAAAUAUAAAUACCACUGUGUAGUAUAAAUAAAUUGUUGCAUAAUUUGGCUGAA
Molecule: messenger RNA, 5443 nt
Organism: Rhincodon typus (whale shark)
Lineage: Eukaryota; Metazoa; Chordata; Chondrichthyes; Orectolobiformes; Rhincodontidae
Gene: ptpn21
Product: protein tyrosine phosphatase non-receptor type 21
Exons: 19
Coding region: 238-3735 (1165 amino acids)
Biological process (GO): protein dephosphorylation
Cellular component (GO): cytoskeleton
Molecular function (GO): protein tyrosine phosphatase activity
Source: RefSeq, a predicted model, not a curated record